This is a messenger RNA of Zalophus californianus (California sea lion), 1659 nucleotides long. RefSeq names its product LIM zinc finger domain containing 1 (gene LIMS1). Gene Ontology annotation, cellular component: cytoplasm; focal adhesion; cell-cell junction. Bases 293 to 1339 code for a protein of 348 amino acids. The record is from RefSeq and is a predicted model, not a curated record. The transcript has 11 exons. Gene Ontology annotation, biological process: positive regulation of integrin-mediated signaling pathway; cell-cell adhesion; positive regulation of substrate adhesion-dependent cell spreading. Lineage: Eukaryota; Metazoa; Chordata; Mammalia; Carnivora; Otariidae.
AAGGCCGGAGGUGGGGCGGGAAGGGGGCAGGGGUUCCCGCGCCGGGGGCUCCGCCCCCGCGCCUACCUCUCCUCGCCCCUGCCCCGCGCGCGCCCCCGCGCGGCGCGCCCAACCAUUUGCCGGUUGAGGGCGGGGGGCGGUGGCGGCUUCCCCGCCCCUUGCCCGCCUCUCCUUCCUGCCGCCGGCCCGCCCGCCAGCCCGCCCGUAGCCGGCCGCUGCGCGAGGGAGGAGACGGCGGUCGGAGUGGCGCGGGCAGCGGAGGUGCGGAGGGACGAAAGCCGACUGCGGAGAGAUGCUGGGCGUGGCGGCAGGAAUGACCAACAGCAACAUGGCCAAUGCCCUGGCCAACGCCACCUGUGAGCGCUGCAAGGGGGGCUUUGCGCCCGCCGAGAAGAUAGUGAACAGUAACGGGGAGCUGUACCACGAGCAGUGCUUUGUGUGUGCUCAGUGCUUCCAGCAGUUCCCAGAGGGGCUCUUCUAUGAGUUUGAAGGAAGGAAGUACUGUGAACAUGACUUUCAGAUGCUCUUUGCUCCUUGCUGUCAUCAGUGUGGUGAAUUCAUCAUUGGCCGAGUGAUCAAAGCCAUGAAUAACAGCUGGCAUCCUGAGUGCUUCCGCUGUGACCUCUGCCAGGAAGUUCUGGCGGAUAUUGGGUUUGUCAAGAAUGCUGGGAGACAUCUGUGUCGUCCCUGUCAUAAUCGUGAGAAAGCCAGAGGCCUUGGAAAAUACAUCUGCCAGAAAUGCCAUGCCAUCAUUGAUGAGCAGCCGCUGAUAUUCAAGAAUGACCCUUACCAUCCAGACCAUUUCAACUGUGCCAACUGCGGGAAGGAGCUGACGGCUGACGCCCGGGAGCUGAAAGGAGAGCUGUACUGCCUGCCAUGCCACGAUAAGAUGGGGGUCCCCAUCUGUGGUGCUUGCCGACGGCCCAUUGAAGGGCGCGUGGUGAAUGCCAUGGGCAAACAGUGGCAUGUGGAGCAUUUUGUUUGUGCCAAGUGUGAAAAGCCAUUUCUUGGACAUCGCCAUUAUGAAAGGAAGGGCCUUGCAUAUUGUGAAACCCACUAUAACCAGCUCUUUGGUGAUGUUUGCUUCCAUUGCAACCGUGUUAUAGAAGGUGAUGUGGUCUCCGCUCUUAAUAAGGCCUGGUGUGUGAGCUGUUUUGCCUGUUCCACCUGCAACACUAAAUUAACGCUCAAGGAUAAGUUUGUUGAAAUUGAUCUAAAACCAGUCUGCAAACACUGUUACGAAAAAAUGCCAGAAGAAUUUAAGAGGCGACUUGCCAAACGGGAGAGAGAAGCGAAGGAUAAGGACAAGCAGAAAAAGAGAAAGCCAGUGUGGCUGUGACCUUCUCUGUCCCUCUGCCAGCAUGCUCCCUGCUUGCUUCUUCGGAAUAAAUUUGUGGAGUUUGACAUGAAGCCAGUCUGUAAGAAGUGCUAUGAGAAAUUUCCGUUGGAGCUGAAGAAAAGACUUAAGAAACUAGCUGAGACCUUAGGAAGGAAAUAACUUCCUUUGUUUUUUCUCUUCUACGCAAAGAAAAGAGAUUACCAACGUUACUUGACUUGAUCCACUCUAUUUAGAACUGUAUCUCAAAAUAGUUGAGAGUGAAGAGGGCCUGUAUGAAUGGUUUUCUUCAUCUCCUUCUUCUCAUUAAAAAAGAAAAAAAG